This is a messenger RNA of Penicillium brevicompactum, 5232 nucleotides long. RefSeq lists its product as uncharacterized. Gene Ontology annotation, molecular function: protein binding. The record is from RefSeq and is a predicted model, not a curated record. NCBI's taxonomy places the organism in Eukaryota, Fungi, Ascomycota, Eurotiomycetes, Eurotiales, Aspergillaceae. The annotation marks the transcript as partial. The transcript is spliced from 6 exons.
AUGGCAUCCACUCUACCAUCCCUACCUGUGCAACACAAUCAAUUUGUCGACUAUGUGCGAUCGCAACCAACCACGCCAAUGGCCGAUUUGAUCAAGCCAUACAUUGAAUUCGAUGCAGUGAUGCGCAAGAAGUUUGCCCAGGAGCCACUGAGCCGUGAGGUUCAAGACAAUCAUAUCAACAUUGUACCAAUCUUUGACCCGACUGGCUGCAACGACCUUCGCAUUCGGGCGCGUGAUCUUGCAUCUGAAACACCAGAGCAAACAGAGAAGUACCUCCUGCCACUGAGCGCGAAAGAUCGGAAGCCAAAUGGCUCACCAGCCAUUGUUCCCACAGUGGAAGAGUUCCGGAAGAAUUUCGCCUUGUUCACCGAAGGCUGUCUUAGCGACAUAGAUUGGUCGAACGUGGUUGCCGCUGGCAGUGCGGUGGUCACUUCUUUGUUACCAGUACCAGAGCAAUACCGCAAUUCAAAGCGUGGUCUUCGCAAGUAUUACCACGAUAUAUUUGCCCCAGCAUCCGACGUUGAUCUGUUCUUGUAUGGCUUGAAUGAGGAACAAGCAAUCGAGAAGAUCAAGCACAUUGAGGACCAGAUCAAGAACACGAUUCUUUAUGAAACAACUACAGUGCGAACAAAAAACACAAUUACUAUUGCCUCGCAGUACCCAAAUCGUCAUGUCCAGAUUGUUCUUCGAAUCUAUCGUUCGGUAGCUGAGAUUUUGACUGGUUUCGACGUGGAUGUUUCGUGCGCUGCCUUCGACGGCCGCCAGGUCUACGCUUCCCCGCGUGCAAUUGCUGCAUACAUUACUCAAGUCAAUCAGAUUGAUUUGACUCGCCGAUCACCAUCCUAUGAGAACCGGCUGUCCAAAUAUUCCCACCGUGGAUUCGAAGUUUUCUGGCCCGGACUCGACCGAUCCAGGAUUGAUCCGACCAUCUUUGAGCGAACCUUCAAUCGGACUGUUGGUCUUGCUCGCCUUCUCGUUCUGGAGAAACUUCCGAAAUCUGAUGACCGAGAUGCAUAUCUCAGCAAGCGACGCGAGGAGCGCGGUCGUCCCGCCCUCAGUGUGUACAUGCGACGUCGCCAAGGAAAGGAAUUGCGGGGAAAUAUCAAGGAUGACUGGGAGGAUGAGGUCCCAGAGUGGCAGGAGCAAGACCAAGUUUCUGAUUACAACACAUUUACUAUCCCGUACGGUCGAAACUUCAACGCCAAGAAGAUUGAGAAGAUGCUGUAUACGAAAGACCUGCUCCUCAACGCCCAAUGGAAUCAGCCCAAAGACCGAGACGUUUAUCUUCAUCGUCACCCGGCAUUUUUUGGAGAGGCUGAGCAUGUCAUCCGUGACUGUUGUGGCGCUUGCCCCGUGCCCGUCACCGAGGAAGAGCAGAAAAUUGCCGAAGAAGAAAGCAAAAUCUAUGUCUCCGGUGACAUCAGCUUCAUGAAAGAUGACCCUGGUCGUCAGGAAAUUGGAAGUUUCAACCCAAUCACCGAGACCGACUGGACCGAAAUGGCAUAUGUUGGCCGCACUGAACGACUGUGCCAGGCAAUUGUCGCAGAUGAUCUAAAGGGCGUGCAAGCUUGCCUCGCGGAGGAAGGAUCGAACCCAGAUCGUCGCGACUACACGGGAAGAACUCCCCUCCAGCUAGCUUGCAUGUCCUCUACCCCUGAGAUUGUCCAAACGCUCGUGGACCAGGGAGCUCGGAUGAUUCCACGCAUGGCCGAUGGCAAAACAGCUCUCCACAUUGCUGCUUCUCGAGGAGACGUUGACGUUGUUCGAAUCUUGCUCACAAGAAGCAACCAAAACGAGGAGGAAGAGCUCAAGAAGCAAGACAAGUUGAAGGAAACCACUUUGGAAAAAGACUCGAGCAAAGCUUCGCCGCAAGAGGACGAGCCAAUGGGUGACGCAGACGAUCAAGACGAAGACAUGUCCCAUACAUCUGCAUCCUAUGUCAAGGUUGAGCCAGAAGAACCAUCGACCACCUAUGACACGCUCGAGGAGAAUGAUCUUGAGCCCGACAUUUAUGACGUUAACGUGGUGGCGUGGGACAGUCGCGCUUCGCCGUUGCACCUCGCCAUGCUCAAUGGCCACACAAAUGUCGUCAAAGAGCUAGUCUCUUCCUUUGGUGCCGAUGUCCUCAUGCCUGUCAAAAUUCUCAACGACUACAACAGAAAGCCCGAGGCAGCAAUUCUUAACUUGGUGCUUGCUUUCUCACUUCCCUCAGAGAAGCGAACUGAGAUUUUCCGUGCUCUGUUGGAGCUUGGCGCCUCUCCCGCACAAGCUGAUCUGACGCAAAAGACCACGGUUUACUACAGCGUCCAAUGUAGAAUGGAGGAGUUAUUAGAUAUCUGUUUUGAACAUGAUAUGCCAGCAGUCAAGCGAGCCCUCAAUCACUUGACUGUAGGCGGAUCGAGCUGGUCACCGUCUUCCUCAUCUGCCUUGACGGCAGCUCUGAAUGACGGGAGGCCCGAAAUGGUGCUCAAGCUACUCGAUGCAGGUGCAAAGCCUGCAUUUGAGCUCAACGAGCUUGUCAAAGCUUUCAAGGCUGCCAAUCCCAACGAGAGAUACUUUGGUGGUCUCGAGGACCGCUUGAUGGAGGGUCUUCGUCAGCCAAUUCUCCUAGCCGUCUCCAACGACCUUCCACUCAUUGCGAUUGAGAUGCUCAAUCGGGGCGUUAGUUCUAAUACUGAGACCAAGUCCCGAUGGAACACUGAUGGUCAAAGUCUCUUGGAUUAUACCCGAGAAAGGAUUCAAAACUUGCGAAACUUUAUGAAACCACAAGAGGAGUGGCACCCUUGCUGCAGCUCUCACACACCUAUCCACUUUGAGGGAGACGAUGACUUCUAUUUGGGCAACCUCCCAUCUGACAGUUACCGCAGACUUAUUGCCAAGUUUGCAUUGAAAUCUUCCCGAAAAGCUAGCGAAGAGGCCGAAGCGCAGUAUGAAAACCAGAAGAAGUCGCGCACCAACCACCCCGGAAUCGAACGCAAGAGGGACGCUGUUGCCAGCUUGAUACUUGAUUACGAAAGGUUGGAAAAAGAGCUUUUGUCGCGAGAUGCAAAGACUUGGAGAGAGCUUCACCCUGACGAGGAACAUCAUGAGCCACGAGAGGGGUAUCAGCACAAGCACAAGAAAGUCACCAGCAAGACUUUCAAGAUUGAAUACAAUUUCAGUGAACCUGGUCUUACUGAUAUCCGCCGGGAUGCAUACAUUCAGCUGUUCGAAGCAGCUUGGAACGGCGAUCUUGAAACGAUCAAGUCCUUGACACUCAGCAUGUGGGGACCUGAUGCGAGCCAGCAACCGCUCGAAUUGGCAACUACCGGUAACAACAUGCUUUCUUGCCUUUCGAUAUCGGUAAUGCGAGGUCACCUCAACGUUGCGAAGUCAAUUCUACAAAUUCUCGGUCAGCAAUACAAACCUAAAGAAUCCCGCGGUCACACUCGAUUCGAGAUUGGUUCAGAGAACGAGUCGGACGACGAUGAUGACGAUGAAGACAACCUUAACAUUGUGGGUGACGUUGUUGACGAGACCUUUACUCAUGAUAAUGUCGGGGAGACCACCACCCAGGUUGAAAGUGAAGUGAGUCCUCUGAGAGCUCUUCAAUCCAACUUCAACGCUUCGGAUUUCCUGGAGGAGUACAGGCCCGAAGAGUUCAACCACUUCUUGUCUGCUUGGGGAAAACGACGCUCUCCCAAUGUGAACACUCUCGUCAAAUAUGCGAUCUACACGAAUGAUCUUGCAUUGUUGAACUGGCUUCUUGGUGCUGUGAAGAGCCUUGAAGGCGACCAAAUCGACAGUAUAGACGAGAGCGAGUUCAAGUUGGCAAUUUCACUUGGAAGGACCGACUUCAUCGCAAAGAUGAUUCAGUUUAGCGCAGUUGGCCUUCCCCUCGCCAAACUAAGUGCAGACUCCGGGGUUGAGGAGCCGAAGGAUGCCAAGUACUAUCAAGGGCUAUCCAUUCGCGGCGCGAAGCGGUCUGAUUGGGCAAACGCAGGUCGUGUUCGGACAGUUAAGCCUUCUGACUCGCCUACGCCUCUUUUGAUCUCUGCUUUUGCAGGAAAUAUUGCCAGCACCGAGUUCUUCUUGGGAACCGCGCCCGGUCGAUACUAUCUUGAGUGUGUGAACUCUCACCUGGACAGAAAGGAGGUCAAGCGAAUCAGCCAAUCUAAGCUUGGUCUUGAAGGAUCUGUUCUGAAUUGGUUGCAGACACGAAACAAUCUUGUUUUGCACUGCGCAGUGAUGUCCAACCCAUCUGAAGAGUCAGAGCGUCUUGUGAAGUACCUGGUUGACCUCCACCCAGAGUGCUUGGAGGUGCAAUGUGAAAGUGGAAAAACACCUCUGGCAUUGGCAUUUUCCCUCCACCGGACGAACUUCGCUCGUACAUUGAUAGCCGCAGGAGCUAAUCAGGCAACACGAGAUCGCCAAGCAAACAAUCUUCUCCAUAUGCUUCUUUAUUCCGAAAAUGCCAAGUUCUGCUCUCAAUCUGAGACAUUCACGGAGCUCGUCGGGUUAUUGGAUGCUGAUUUGAUCCCCACGAUGCUAGUUCAACGUGCAGGAGAAAACGCAAGAACACCCUUCACACACUGGCUCCAUAUCCUGCCUCAAUAUUACCAGAAUCUACACAAAUCCAAGGCAGAAAUUCGCGGAGAUCCAGAGGCUUUAUCGACUGAGCCAAAGUCGAACUAUCGGAUUGUGACUUCCAUGAUACGUGUGAUGUUGGACUUGGCUAUUCCCAGCAACCAAAAGCACCUGGAGGUUUUCGAUGGAGCUGGGAACACCCCGGCCCAUCUGGCCGUCAAGGGAGACCAGCCCGAGAUUUUGGAGAUGUUGCUUGAACGUCGUCCUGAUUUACUCUAUCGCGAGAACUCAACUGGAACCACGCCGCUUGAAAUGGCUGUUGCUGCUUGGGUGAACGAUACCACAUCACGGCCCCCGCGCGGUUCUGCUGCUAACUCAACCGACAUUCUUCAACGCGAAUCUCGGUCUUUCCUGAAAGCUCCGAAAGUUUCGAGCGAGCCUUCUAGUCGCGAGCUUACCAUGCUCCGAGUUUGCCAAGAGCAUGCAAAGAAGAGCCCUGGAAAGAGACGACUGGUCAGUCUUUUUGAGGCGAAUGAGGUUGCUAAAAGACUUGCUACUACGCAACGCUCCUCCGAGAAUAACAGGGGAAGAUGUUUCCGUCGCCGUUAUAGCGAUGACAGUAUUAGUGGUGACGAGGUUGAGCAGUGGGUUGGAACUACUUGGCAC